GUGUGCGUAUGUGUGUGUGCGUGCGUGCGUGUGUGUGUGUGUGUGUGUGUCUGUUGCAUGUCGUCAGUGUGUCCUUGGCUGCACACACAAGCAGCAGGUUAGCUACAGAGCUACCACUGGAUUUGACAGCUACAGGAAGUCAAAGCGAAAGAGGAGCAGCAACAAUUUUUAUCUAGAACAAAAAGAAAAAAAGCCUACGUCCUCCUCUGAGUAAACUCUCACAAGACUCAAGAUGGCUUUUUUGAUCAAGAGCAUGAUCGGUAACCCCCUCUCAGGAAUGGGGCUCGGUGGCGGGGGUGACAAAGAAGAGGAGGCCACCCCCUCAGAUCCAGCCAAGGCGGCGGGGAUGACGCGCGAGGAGUAUGAAGAGUACCAGAAACAGUUGGUGGAGGAAAAGAUGGAGAGAGAUGCAGAUUUCCUGCACAAGAAGGCAGAGAGGGCGACGCUCAGGGUGUGUCUCAGGGAAAAGUACAGGCUGCCAAAGAGCGAGCAGGACGAGAACAUGAUCGAGAUGGCCGGGGACGACGUGGACGUGCCGGAGGAGCUGCUCAAGAUGGUGGACGAGGACGCCACGGAGGAGGAGGGCAAGGACUCCCUCAUGGGCCAGUUUCAAAACUUGCAGAACAUGGACAUGGACCAGCUGAAGGAGAAGGCGGCGACCACGGUGACCGAGCUGAAGAGCAAAGCAGAGGAGAAGUGCUCCGUCAUGUGAACGGCCCGCCAGACGCCGGGGCGUUG
Molecule: messenger RNA, 738 nt
Organism: Salarias fasciatus (jewelled blenny)
Lineage: Eukaryota; Metazoa; Chordata; Actinopteri; Blenniiformes; Blenniidae
Gene: cplx4a
Product: complexin 4a
Exons: 3
Coding region: 233-712 (159 amino acids)
Biological process (GO): synaptic vesicle exocytosis; neurotransmitter transport; regulation of neurotransmitter secretion
Cellular component (GO): terminal bouton; SNARE complex
Molecular function (GO): syntaxin binding
Source: RefSeq, a predicted model, not a curated record